UAACAAGACGUGCAUUCGGGGUUCUGCAGUACACUGCGUGAUGUGGCUUCAAGCAUGUUAGCUAAUUGACUUUAUUCUUGUUGCAAACAUCAUCAAAAACAAAACGCUCAUGCUAAAAGAAAACUUACGGGCCACUUUUGUAAGACGGAAGCCUCGUUGCUAAACAGAUACUUAUGCACAGCUUACCCUUUUUGCUGGAAAAAAAAGUGCGCGGAGGAAUAAAAAAAGAAGAAGAAGAAAAAAAAAGCAACACGUAUCCGGUUUGAUUCCAUAGAGAGAGUGGGAGAGUGAGUGAGCGAGAGAUAUAAACACGUGUGGAGAGGAGAAACGGGUCUUACAGCGCGUGGAGGAAUUGCUAAUAAGAUUUGAUAUUUAAAAUCAACACGGAUUUGUGCACAGGAAUAAUGCGGAGCGUUUGGAUAAUCUUUACGUUCGGUCUGGUGACCUUUCUAUCGGGUGAAAUGACAGUGGCAGCUUCACAGGGUCAAACUUCUCCUGACGAAAAGGAUUUGUAUCUUGAGGAUGGGUCCGGGGAUUACCCAGUAGAUGAUGAUGAUUUUAAUUCUGGGUCAGGCUCGGGUCUCGAUGUGGAAACUGAGGAGUCAGUCAUUGUGAAAACGAAUAUGUUUCCAGAAGCACAACCAACCAGGGACUCGGCAAAAGUAUUCACACAGAAAGCUGAGACAUCUACAGCCAAAGCCCGAAUGCUGCCUAAGGUUCCUGCCAGAACCGAGCCGCCAGUUCUGGUCAUGGAUACAGAUGUAAACAUAGAGGAUUUAACGAGCGCAACUAGUAAGCCAAAGGUAUCUGGCAGUGGUGUGGACACAGAUGUGUCUGCAGAGAUCCAGUCAGAAAGCCUCUUCCAGAGAACAGAAGUAUUGGCAGCUGUAAUUGCUGGUGGAGUGAUUGGGUUCCUGUUUGCAAUCUUCCUGAUCGUACUGCUGGUGUACCGCAUGAGGAAGAAGGAUGAAGGCAGCUAUGACCUUGGGGAACGCAAACCGUCCAGCGCUGCCUAUCAGAAGGCACCUACCAAGGAAUUUUAUGCAUAAACAUUAUGGCGAGUCUGAUUUGAGAUCAAUGAACUUUAAAAAAAACAAAAAAAAAACAAAUUAAUUUAAAAAAAAAAACAAGCUUUUGUUUAGAGUAAUGAAGACCUUUUUUCUAUAAAAAAAAGAAGCCAACAAGGCAGUUUUAUGGCGAAUCCCAGUGUAAUUAAAUAUUUCAUGUAUUCUUUAAAAGGCUGGAAAACAAAACAAAAAAAAACUUUAAUUUGUAACUGAGAAGCAGUGGAGUUGUCUAAUGAAGCCAUUGUUUUUCACAGACUAGUCUUUAAUAAAGCAGUAUAUGUAAAAAGACGAUGGGAAUAAUUGAAUAUAAUUGUUGUGUAUCUAUCUUUUAAUUAUAAGUCAUAGCAUGUGAGGUUGAUCGACAAGAUGUACUUCAUUAAUUUAUCUGUUUUUAAAAUGUUUAAAAUUGCCUUUCUGUAGUUUUCGUGGUGCAAUUUUGUCUCCAAAUAAGAUAGCAGUAAGUGUAAAUGUAGUAUUUUUUAUUUUUUUUAUUUUUUCCUAGGUACUUUGUAAACUGGCUUUUGCUUUGUAUGAAAUAGUCAAGAUUGGGAAUGUCUUACUACUUCGUUUCUUAAUGUAGUUUCAGUCAGAUUUUCAACAGCAGCAUCUUUGUACUGAACAAACUGGUCUUGACUCUGCAAACUGUGUAGUUGUUUCUUUACUUUGACGAUCUUCAGGAUAGAAUAUUUGAUCUAAGCUACUGACAGAAAAGCCUAAGCAAACCCAAAGACUUACAGUAUUCUAAAAGUUGCUGCAGAUACCUUCGGCCACUUUUAAUAUCCUUCCUUUCUAUUAAAAGGUUUGAUUACAGACUGAUAAUUUGGAAUCCAGCUGCUUAAAAAUACAUACUUACAAAUGUUUUAAGCCUCCUGAAGUGCCUACCAUUCUAAAUUGUGCUUUAUGUAUUGCAGAGUGUAAGAUUUUUGCUGGCAGUUUAUAAGCACAAGCAAUUGUUAUGGCAACUUGUGUAGUCUUACAGAAACAGACAGUAUUGUAUCUAUAAUUUGAAACACACUACUGAAUAAACAUUAUGGCCUAAUA
Polyodon spathula (Mississippi paddlefish) is the source of this 2108-nucleotide messenger RNA. RefSeq names its product syndecan-2-like. Gene Ontology annotation, biological process: cell migration. Lineage: Eukaryota; Metazoa; Chordata; Actinopteri; Acipenseriformes; Polyodontidae. Bases 405 to 1049 code for a protein of 214 amino acids. Gene Ontology annotation, cellular component: cell surface; membrane. The transcript is spliced from 5 exons. The record is from RefSeq and is a predicted model, not a curated record.